AUGGCAAGUGAGUUUAAAGUGCGGGCAUUAUAUGACUUUGUGGGUGAGAGUGAACACGAAUUAAGUUUCAAUGUAAACGAUAUUAUAAUAAUCACAUCUACCAGCGCGCCUGGGAACGGAUGGUGGUAUGCAAAAAAUAGUCAUGGAAGAUUAGGUGUAAUUCCUGAGAAUUAUGUUCAAACAAUCGUUGAUGAAACACCCGAGCCGAGUAAACCUCCGUCAUGUUAUGCACAUCCCGAUUUAUCUCUAUGGAACGGUAAUGGUUCUGGUUCUCAAAACAACUAUCCAGCUUCUUCGUUACACAAUCCCAAUAAUAAUGUAUUUUCUUCGUCACAACGGUCUGCGUCAAACUAUACAAAUACAAAUGUAGAUCAAUUUGCAUGGCAACCAGGUACAAACACGAACAUACAUCCAACAUUACAUCAAAGUGUAAGUCAAGGUUUUAUGUGUAUACCAUGA
Molecule: messenger RNA, 459 nt
Organism: Didymodactylos carnosus
Lineage: Eukaryota; Metazoa; Rotifera; Eurotatoria; Philodinida; Philodinidae
Source: the annotation of a GenBank genome assembly